AUGUGCAUCUCGAUUGCGUCUACUAAACACCCGGAGUACCCGUUCAUUUUGAUUUCUAAUCGAGACGAAUACCUUGUGAGACCCACUGCGUUAGCCCAUUGGCACCAUGCGAAUAGUAUCUUGUCGCCGUACGAUCUCGCACGAGCGGAGCAGGGUACGUGGAUCGGAAUCAACAAGUUUGGCCGCUUAGCGCUACUCGUGAACUACCGGGAAAACACCAAGAAUUUGGAGAAGCUAUUUGGGACCGUGUCGCGUGGAUUGAUCACCAUGGACUUCUUGGAGAACGCAGAAGUUGGCGUUGGGGAAUGGGAGAGCAAGUUGAUAGGGUUGGAUCAGAUGGGCGGGUUUUCCAUGUUAUAUGGCGACUUGGGCGUGGACGAAAGCGGAAACUUGGAGCCAAUGUCACUUAUCAACAAUCGGGCCGAGGAUCCGAGCGAAUUGACACUGAAGGUGUUCCAGAAGGGUGAUGAGCUGACCAUCGGCUUGUCCAACUCGUUGUACAACCAACCCUGGCCCAAGGUCAUCCUAGGGAAGGAGCUCUUGAACGGGGUUAUCCGGAGGUCGACAGAGGGAAACUGGUCGGAAGACAAGUUGGUCGAGGAGCUUUUUGAAGUCUUAAGCCACGACACCUACGUCUUGACCACAGAUGAUGCGCAAAACUUCAACAACCUCCGUGAAUCCAUCUACAUACCGGCCUUUGCGACGAAUUACAUUCCUCAGAGAAAUAAGUGCAUCGGAAAUUACUACGGCACGCGAACCCAAACGAUUAUUUUGCUUGACCGCACUGGUACUAUCCACUACGUCGAGAGGAACCUCUUCUCAGAAGACAACUCCAAGGCAUAUGAUCCAACCAUCCAGCGCUUCUCCUACAGCAUUCAACCACAUGAAGCUUGA
This is a messenger RNA of Babjeviella inositovora NRRL Y-12698, 894 nucleotides long. RefSeq lists its product as uncharacterized. Gene Ontology annotation, cellular component: Golgi apparatus. The record is from RefSeq and is a predicted model, not a curated record. The coding region runs from base 1 to 894 and encodes 297 amino acids. Lineage: Eukaryota; Fungi; Ascomycota; Pichiomycetes; Serinales. Gene Ontology annotation, biological process: protein secretion; Golgi organization. The transcript has a single exon.